AAAAAUUUGACUGUACUUGUUUAACCUCGUGGAAACUUCACCAAAUGCUAAUCUAAUCUAAAAUUUUUAAUAUCAAACAUUUAAUUUAAUGGUCAUGAUGGGAGGAUUUUCUUCUUCGCUUCCUUUGCUUUUCUUUUUCUAUGGUGGUGGUUAAUAAUAAUAGUAGACAGGGUUUGGAGGAAGAGGCACCAGCAGCAAUGCUUUGAGCCUGAGGGGAUUCGAACCAGGGUCCUGUUGAAGUUGAAGCCAUCUUCUAUGGGUCAAAGGUAACACCAUGAACUGGAUUGAUUUCAUCAUCACAUUUUUCCAAGUAAAGGCUGGGUCAUAAUAAUUUUCAUGCAAGGGGGCUCUCCAUGUGCUCCACUGUCACCUGUUUCUAUCUUAGUACAAAAAAUGAGUUCAUCUACAAAAGGCGUGUCGAACACUAAGCAAACAGUUUUAAAUCCAAAUGCAGCGGAAUUUAUUCCCUCAUCAUUUAGAUCUGCUUCUAGCAGUUCAAAGAACUUUCAUGCAUCCAAGCCCGAAGCUGGAGAGAGCUAUGGUAAAGCUGUCUUAGACAGGACUGAAUCCGCAACUUCAAACAACUCUGACGAUGAGACUCGCCAAUACUGGCGUUAUCGACUUCCUGAUGACAUUACACCUGAUUUUGUGGACGAUUUAUUGCAAGACUCAGAGAGUUCUUUAGCAGCAACUCCUGCUGGUCUUGAUUAUUCAUCAGGAUCCAAGGCUAUGAAUUUAAUGGAAAGUGGGCAGUUAGCUUAUGACAAUCUGUCUCAUAGGAUUGAUCCCAGUUAUUCUAAUGGUAAGUCAAGGUUUGUUUUUUCUGAGCAUGGAGAAGGAAAAUAUGCUAGUGGAAUGUCUGCUUCUAGUGCUUGGGAUCAACAAUCUAUGGGUCAUGAACAGCAGCUGGUAAAAACCGUAGAUGGAUAUGUUGCAGCUGAUGAAUGUAAUCUUGGCUUUUUGAAUGAAUUGGUAGGAGACCAAGGACUUAUGGACAACAAUGGAAUCAAUCCUGUGGAGCUUCUUUCAACAGAAUUCCCUGGAUUUGCAGCUGAGAGCCUGGCAGGCAUUUACCUUGCAAGCGGAGGUGACUUAAGCUUGACAAUGGAGAUGCUUACUCAACUUGAGAUUCAAGAAGACACCGGUCCACAUAACUCCUUUGCUGCAAAGUCAUCUUCUGCCCCAAAUCUUACUAGCAUGGACUUUCCUGCCCUGUCCAGUGUAGAAAUGUUGAAUGGUUUGUCACAAUAUACAGAAGAUGAUGUCCAACUGUCCGCAAAUACAUACAGAAAAGGGGAGGCAAAUAAGUUAUUCUUUAGUGGGUCUAAUACUAAUGGCAAUUCUAUAUCUGCCACUGAUUUUGCUGCAAUAGUUAGAAAAAAUGCAUCUGAGAAUUCAGGACAGUGGAAAUAUGACAGAAAUGGUACAAUGGAUGUCAAUCUGGGAUCAGGUAGAAACUCUCAAGCCUCAGCAGGAUCAUUUGCAGCAAAUAACAGAGUAAUGGAUGUAGAUAGGAUACGAAGUUCUACUAACUUAAGGCAAACUCCACAACUGUGGCUUGAAACUGGAGAUGCAGUGGCAAAUAUAUAUUCAGAUCUGAGAGAGGAAGCUCGAGACCAUGCCCGUGUUCGAAAUGCAUACUUUGAGCAGGCCAGACAAGCAUUUAUCAUAGGCAAUAAAGCCCUUGCAAAAGAAUUGAGUACCAAAGGCCAGUGGCACAAUGGACUGAUGAAAGCUGCACAUGAGAAAGCUGCAGAAGCAAUAUAUCGACAGAGGAACCAAGCAACUGCCCAUCUUCAAAAUUUACCGCAGGGACAAGGACAAUUGAUUGAUCUUCAUGGCCUUCAUGUGAGUGAGGCUAUACAUGUGUUAAAGGCUGAACUUGCUGUUCUUCGUAGUACGGUAAGAUCUUCCGGUCAGCGUCAACAGGUUUUGAUAUGUGUAGGGACUGGUCACCACACCAAAGGAUCUCGUACACCAGCAAGGCUGCCUAUUGCAAUUGAAAAGUAUCUCUUAGAAGAUGAACAUCUUGAUUAUGCUGAACCUCAACCAGGAAUGCUGCAAGUUGUAAUAUACUGACUGGAGAACAAUUGAGGUGUGGGAUAUCGUCUCCCUUGCGAAGGCUUGCAUUCUUGUCAUUUAGUGUAUAGGAAACAACAGGGAUCUUGAGUUCUUUUCAAUAUCUACCUGUGGAGAUGUAUGUAUCAUGUGCUGUAUCUUUAUUGUAACAUUUACUUCUUUCAAGAAGUGUUAGAUGGUUAGUUUUCAAAAUGUAAUUCACUGCUUAUGCCAUAGGCUGCAAGCUCCAGGGAGUGUGGCCUAUUUGGAAGGCUUUAACCUUCCUCAGGUGAGAAAAGAGUGACAAGGCUCUUGAAUUUUUGGCUGCCUGUUACUUAAAAAGAGGACAAGUCCAUAGAAUUUUAGCAUUCACUAAUUUCAUUAUUUACUGUUCAUUUAUUAAAAAUUGUAAUUUUUGAUGGUGAAAUUUAACAGUCCAUGGAAUUUAUACAUACAUUUUUUGUGUACGCUUA
Messenger RNA from Cryptomeria japonica (Japanese cedar), 2531 nucleotides. Its product is annotated as polyadenylate-binding protein-interacting protein 7. The coding region runs from base 337 to 2079 and encodes 580 amino acids. Lineage: Eukaryota; Viridiplantae; Streptophyta; Pinopsida; Cupressales; Cupressaceae. The record is from RefSeq and is a predicted model, not a curated record. The transcript has 7 exons.